Messenger RNA from Oncorhynchus keta (chum salmon), 2053 nucleotides. RefSeq lists its product as uncharacterized. The transcript has 2 exons. Lineage: Eukaryota; Metazoa; Chordata; Actinopteri; Salmoniformes; Salmonidae. The record is from RefSeq and is a predicted model, not a curated record. The coding region runs from base 71 to 1381 and encodes 436 amino acids.
GGACAGAGAUGUCUCAACUCUGGGAGAGAGGGGACAGAGAUGUCUCAACCCUGGGAGAGAGGGGACAGAGAUGUCUCAACUCUGGGAGAGAGGGGACAGAGAUGUCUCAACCCUGGAAGAGAGGGGACAGAGAUGUCUCAACCCUGGGAGAGAGGGGACAGAGAUGUCUCAACCCUGGAAGAGAGGGGACAGAGAUGUCUCAACCCUGGGAGAGAGGGGACAGAGAUGUCUCAACCCUGGGAGAGAGGGGACAGAGAUGUCUCAACUCUGGGAGAGAGGGGACAGAGAUGUCUCAACUCUGGGAGAGAGGGGACAGAGAUGUCUCAACUCUGGGAGAGAGGGGACAGAGAUGUCUCAACUCUGGGAGAGAGGGGACAGAGAUGUCUCAACUCUGGGAGAGAGGGGACAGAGAUGUCUCAACUCUGGGAGAGAGGGGACAGAGAUGUCUCAACUCUGGGAGAGAGGGGACAGAGAUGUCUCAACCCUGGGAGAGAGGGGACAGAGAUGUCUCAACCCUGGAAGAGAGGGGACAGAGAUGUCUCAACUCUGGGAGAGAGGGGACAGAGAUGUCUCAACUCUGGGAGAGAGGGGACAGAGAUGUCUCAACUCUGGGAGAGAGGGGACAGAGAUGUCUCAACUCUGGGAGAGAGGGGACAGAGAUGUCUCAACUCUGGGAGAGAGGGGACAGAGAUGUCUCAACCCUGGAAGAGAGGGGACAGAGAUGUCUCAACCCUGGGAGAGAGGGGACAGAGAUGUCUCAACCCUGGAAGAGAGGGGACAGAGAUGUCUCAACCCUGGAAGAGAGGGGACAGAGAUGUCUCAACUCUGGGAGAGAGGGGACAGAGAUGUCUCAACUCUGGGAGAGAGGGGACAGAGAUGUCUCAACUCUGGGAGAGAGGGGACAGAGAUGUCUCAACUCUGGGAGAGAGGGGACAGAGAUGUCUCAACUCUGGGAGAGAGGGGACAGAGAUGUCUCAACUCUGGGAGAGAGGGGACAGAGAUGUCUCAACUCUGGGAGAGAGGGGACAGAGAUGUCUCAACUCUGGGAGAGAGGGGACAGAGAUGUCUCAACUCUGGGAGAGAGGGGACAGAGAUGUCUCAACUCUGGGAGAGAGGGGACAGAGAUGUCUCAACCCUGGAAGAGAGGGGACAGAGAUGUCUCAACCCUGGGAGAGAGGGGACAGAGAUGUCUCAACCCUGGGAGAGAGGGGACAGAUAUGUCUCAACCCUGGAAGAGAGGGGACAGAUGUCUCAACCCUGGGAGAGAGGGGACAAACAGUGUACUUAUUGGAUCCUGGGUGAAGAGAUUUGGGCUUUGGGGGCUUUAGUGAUUUUAACACCCUUGGACCCGGAGCCAUCACCUGUACCACUGGUCCAAUAGGGAGGGUUAGAGGUCGUCUCUGUUUGCUGCCGUAGUGGUUUUAAUGCUAUUGGACGUCCUUCACUCUGGUCCUAUAGGUGCUGUUACAACACACCAGCACCGAACAGGAGACCAAACAGACAGGGAAGAACCACGGACUGUUGGCAGUUAAAGACCAAAUGGACACCAACUAACUGCAAAUGGUAGAUUCCAUAUUUUGUCACGCUCAGAAGGUCAAAAGGUUAUUUGGCCAAGCUGUUUCAGACAGUGCUGUGCUGCUUGUGUAUUGAUGUGCUUUUGUCGUUCAUUCAUUAUUGUAUUACUAGAACUGUCUGGUCUAGUCUCACUAGCUGCUAUGUUACCAAGUCAUCUCACCCACGAUGAGCUAAUUAUCUGAUAGGAAAUUAUACACACACACACACACACACACACACACACACACACACACACACACAUUUCAUUUUUGACUCAGAAGGGGGAGUAGCGAUCUCUUAAAGUGCUUACUUACGCAUGUCUGAUGUCCAUUAACUCACUGUCUGUGCAGCUGUAAACAUAUAUUUGUUCUAACAGGAAACAUGACAAAACAACCUCCAUUAUCUUUCUAUGGAUUUACUGUGAGUGACAUCAUAUGCAUCCUAAAUGAUUCCCUAUAUAGUGCAUUACCUUUGACCAGGGCACGAAGGGGGGGACCAG